AUGUCGUACUAUACCGAAGAAAUUUCCCGAAACGAACCUGAAUAUAUUACCGAGUACGGUGAUGGUAACGAAGGUGCUCAAAGAGCACAGCGACCUCAAGGAGCCACAGUGGUUUGCCGAGUUUGUGAUGCCAACAUAUUUCUUGAAGGACGUAGUAAUCAACAUGUUGUUAAAUGUCAUGCAUGCGAUGAAGCUACUCCCAUUCGUCCUGCACCAGCGGGAAAGAAAUACGUUCGCUGUCCGUGUAACUGUCUUUUGAUUUGUAAGGCUUCUUCCACAAGAAUUGCUUGCCCACGGAACAAUUGUCGCAGAGUUAUCACACUGGGUCAGAGAGAUCCAUCUGGAAGCGCUAUUCGAGCACCAACUGGCAGUUGUAGAGUUUCUUGCGUUUAUUGCAACGAAAUUUUCUUAUUCAAUACCCUUACUAAUGCAUUGGCUACUUGCCCGCACUGCAGAAAAUUUUCUUCCGUUGGAACAUUCGCUCGACGUCGAUCGAUUUUGUUGUUUAUUUUGGCUGCAAUUUUGGCCAUAUUUUCAGUUCUGGUGACCAUUAUGACCAAACCUCUACCUGUUUUGGCAAUGACGUGCAUAUUAGGCAUUGAGGGAUCCGCAAACAAAAUUGGGGUAGGAAUAAUUCGAAAUGGUCAAGUUCUGUCUAAUCCAAGAUCAACGUUUAAUGCACCACCAGGCGAAGGAUUCAGACCAACUGAAACAGCUAUACACCAUAGACAACAGGUUCUACGUCUUAUUUGUGAUGCUCUAAUAAUAUCGAAUAUCCAUGAUCCUGGAACAGAAAUUGAUGGAAUCGCCUAUACCAAGGGUCCUGGAAUGGGAGCGCCGUUACAAGUUGGGGCAAUAGUAGCAAGGACACUGGCUCAAGCUUGGAAAAUUCCGCUAAUCCCGGUGAAUCAUUGUAUUGGGCAUAUCGAAAUGGGAAGACUUGUUACUGGUGCUGAGAAUCCUGUGAUUUUAUAUGUUAGUGGAGGAAACACACAGGUUAUUUCUUAUUCGAAUUCAAGAUACAGAAUUUUCGGGGAAACGAUAGAUAUUGCCGUAGGGAACUGCCUCGAUCGUUUUGCAAGAGUUUUGAAACUCCCUAACAACCCGAGUCCGGGAUUUAAUAUCGAACAGAAAGCGAAGAAUGGAAAAAAACUUUUUGAUUUACCGUAUACAGUUAAAGGAAUGGAUAUUUCACUUUCCGGAAUUCUCUCAAUUAUGGAAAAAAGGGCCUCCGAGUUAAUUGAAAGUAUGGAGUAUACUUUAGAAGAUCUUUGUUUCUCUCUGCAGGAAACUGUAUUUGCUAUGCUUAUUGAAAUCACAGAGCGAGCUAUGGCUCAUACCGGUAGUUCUCAGCUUCUAAUAGUUGGUGGAGUGGGUUGUAAUUUGCGACUUCAGGAAAUGGCGCAAUCAAUGUGUUUGGAACGCGGAGCACAUCUUUACGCAACAGAUGAACGAUUUUGUAUAGAUAACGGAGCGAUGAUCGCGAGAGCUGGCGAACUAAUGCUCUCUGCCGGAUUAAACAUUCCUAUUUCGAAAGCAACGUUUACGCAACGUUAUCGUACAGAUCAAGUAAUUGGCCUGAUGGGUUACUGGGUCCAGUUGACUGCUGUAUUCCCAAUUGCAAUGAAUAUUGCAUCACUUCUUCUAGUUGGAAUAACUAUUUGGAAAAUGCGGUCAAUGAUUGCUAUUUGUGAUAGAAUUGUUGCGAACACUCAUUGGUUAUCGCGCACAGCUAUGUUUAUCAAACACUAUACCGCUCAGGGUUAUGAUGCUUUUCAACAAACGUUAAAAGAAAUUGGUAGCGGGAAACGUAUUAUUGCCCUUUUCACUGGAUCGAAAGAAUUGUUAACAGGAAAAAGUUGGUGUCCCGAUUGUGUCGAAGCCGAGCCAAUUAUCGAUAAGACACUCGCCGACGAUUCUGUGAAAGAUUCUGACAUUCAUUUUAUUACGUGCUUUGUGGGAAAUCGUGAAACCUGGAAAAAUCCAAAUUGUCAAUUUCGUACUGACAAGAACAUAAAGCUUACAUGCAUUCCAACGCUUUUGGAAGUGGGAAAAAAGGCUAAACGAUUGAUUGAAAAUCAGUGUGCGAACGAAUCCUUGUUGAAGGAAUUUUUCCUUGAGGACGAAUAG
Caenorhabditis bovis is the source of this 2130-nucleotide messenger RNA. The record is from the annotation of a GenBank genome assembly. Lineage: Eukaryota; Metazoa; Nematoda; Chromadorea; Rhabditida; Rhabditidae.